Molecule: messenger RNA, 630 nt
Organism: Cooperia oncophora
Lineage: Eukaryota; Metazoa; Nematoda; Chromadorea; Rhabditida; Trichostrongylidae
Source: the annotation of a GenBank genome assembly
AUGAGUGGUAGUGUCGGUUUCGGUGACAUUGUGCCACUCAAUCGAGAAUUCUACCUGCUUGAUCUCUGCUACAUCAUCAUUGGACUUGCUAUUACGACUAUGUGCAUCGACCUGGUUGGUAUACAGUACAUCCGCAAAAUUCAUUACUUCGGAAGGGCUAUUAAGGAUGCUCGUUUCGCUUUGGUGAAUGUCGGCGGUAAAAUGGUUCACGUACCAGAUUUAAUGCGAUAUGCCAGCGUACUGCAACAGAAAUACGGCCAUAAGAAGCCACAUGACACCGUCAUUGUCAAAGGAGCUUACCGCGCCAAAGGACAUACACAAAAUCAGGUAACUUGUACGUUACAGUCAAAUGUGCGUCUCUACUUACCGUUCCCUUUGCAAAGACGCUACGCGACGGGUGAUAGAUUCGCCGGCGCUGUAAACAAAGGCGGCAGACGACCGGCGGGACACUCUGCAACGCCUCUAUGUCUUUCCACAGCAGUCUUGGCUUGUGGAGGACAUAUAUCCUUCUCUAAGAAUACCCUUCGGACGCUGUCAUCUGGCGCUCAAGCCCAAGCUUCGUUAGGAGAAGAUAUGCAGAGGAGCAGCCGAAUGCCCCCAAAUUUCAUGGCCUUUUCGCCGCUACUAUAG